Molecule: messenger RNA, 987 nt
Organism: Vigna umbellata (rice bean)
Lineage: Eukaryota; Viridiplantae; Streptophyta; Magnoliopsida; Fabales; Fabaceae
Source: RefSeq, a predicted model, not a curated record
AUGAACAUGAUGCAUCACGGUAUCUGGAUGGAAAAUAUUUCAUUCAAGUUCACUCUCAUUCUUUUCUUCCGCUAUUCGUCUCAUCCCUCUCACUUGCAUUUCUCGGCAUCUCCGUCAUCAGCCACAUCAUUUUCAGAACUUCAGCCACGUUGUGGAGCGUAUUCCUUCGCUCGCUGUCACGCUUGGAGGUCUCAUUUCAUUUCCUCUCGCGCAUUCGAGAGAGCACUUUCAUUUCUCACAUCAGAGAGCCUCACUCUCAUUUCUCUCCAUUUCGGUUUCCUGGCGUCUUCCUUCUCGAGAGACAUCUCCUCGUCGCACGUCGUUCAUCAUCACGGCAAGGCUUCUUCACUCACAGAAUCAUCUCUAUUUCCUCUAUCCUUCAUUUUUCACCGAAUCAUUCAUAGAGCUAAACCCUCUGUUGGGGUUUCUUCUCCUUUUCACCAUUUCCCUUCGAUUCCACCGAUUAAAACCUUGUUUUCACCAUUAGAAACAUUUUCCACCGAUUCAACUUUGAUUUACACCGAUCAAUCGGUCCAGAAUAGGUUUCCUUCUUCUUCUAGGGUUUCUAUCAAGUUUAAUCCUUUGUUUCAUGUUCUUCUUCGAGUUUUUGUCAUAUUUUCGCUACGUCUUCUCUUUGGAAGAAGCUUCGAGGAUUCGCGUCGCACCUACAGUCAUCUUCUCAGAGCUGCUCUUCCAACCGUAGUUAUAGUUCACAUUCUUCUCUACCCCUACUUGAACACUGAUGCGGGGACAAUGUCUCCUUUCGAGCAUGCGGAGGUUUUCGUCUUAGAUGAUAGCGGAGAGUUUGUUAUUGAGAAGGAGAGAAGAGGAGAUUAUGAAAGAGGAGAGGUCAAGCUCGGGCAGCCUUGGGGGAGUUUGUUGAGGGUUUAGCAUUAUCUUCAAUUGGUGAAUAUAAGAAAGCUGAGGAUGCACAUCUAAAAUCACUUCAAAUUGAUAGAAAUUUUCUUGAAGCAUGGGCACACCUGA